GUGCAUGGACACAGGGCGGUUCAUUUCUGCAAAACUUAGUUCAAGCCAGGGAAUUUUUUUUUUGUGGGGGGGCGUCACACAUGGCAAUGCACAGGGGUUACUCCUGGCUCUGCACUCAAGAAUCACCCCUGGCAGUGCUCAGAGGACCAUAUGGGAUGCUGGGAAUCGAACCUGGGUCAGCUGCGUGCAAGGCAAACGCCCUACCCACUGUACUAUUGCUCCAGCCCUGAGAAUUUCUUCUUUGAAUGAAAGGUAAGGAUUAAAAAAAACAAACAAAAAAAGCUAUUACUUAAAAAUGUGUCCUGUGAUUACUAGGUGUAAACUAAACACACCAUUUCUCCCUAAUAACUACAUGUUUAUUUUUUCUUCUUUUUGGGUCACACCCAGCGAUGCACAGGGGUUACUUCUGGCUCUGCACUCAGGAAUCACACCUGGUGGUGCUGGGGGACCAUAUGGGAUGCUGGGAAUCAAACUCAGGUUGGCCGUGUGCAAGGCAAACACCCUACCCGCUGUGCUAUCGCUCCAGCCCCGCCCCGAUAACUACAUGUUUAUCAAUUAGCCCGAACUGAAACUGCUAAGAAAAUGAAGGCUUAGUUUCCUUUAGAUGCAGCCAAGUGGACUGUAAUCUUUCAAGAGAGUAGGUUUAAGUCAGGUUCUAGAAGCCCUUCUUUCAACCCUGAUACCAGGUGAUGGCCCUCUUUAAGCAGAAGGUCAACACUCAGAUGCGCUUGGGAAAGCAAAUUAUCCUAGGGGCUGAGCCUAUGUCUCAAGUGGCAGAACAUGUGCCCAGCAAAAAAAGUCCCAGUGCCGCAUGACCCCCCCAAGUAACAUUGGAUACCGCCCCUAUAAUCAUUUUUUAAAAAAGAAAUGUAUACCAUAAUCAGUAUUUUUUAAAUUAGAGGAAUACAUUAAGUCUAUUAACAUGUUUCAACAUACUGUUUUUAGUAAUACUACUGAAAUGUGCACAAACGUAAAACUCUGCCUAUUACACCUAGAAUCAUAAAAAUUACCUUGAACAGAUGACUGUGUGCUGAAACUAAGUCAGUGUUCAUAAUAGUGACUUCAGGGGGGAUGCAGGCUGAGCAGGGUCACCAGUGCCUGUGCCACUGUGCUAGGAAUCCUCUUGCCCACUUUCACUUUAGUAGAUGCCACUAUGAUGAAGAGCUCCUGUUCUUCAGAUUGCUGUGAUGUCACUGGCCUUUGUUGUCUAACUGAUCACAAUUGUGAUGUCUGUUCUUAUUAGUGUUAACACUUAAAAGAAUUACCACUUGGAGUCAUGCUGAAGCAGCAUGCUGGGAUCACCAGAGUUACACUGGGUGGCUGUGACACUGAUCUUUUGCUUUUCUAAACUUAGUAUUUGGGGAUGAACCACACUAGCCGUGCUUGGGAAACCAUAAGCAGUGCCAGAAAUUGGCACUUGGAAGGCAACACCUUAACCCCUCUACUACCUCUCCUGCCCCUGAUGUUUUACUUUUUUAAGCUUAUGACUGAAAUAAGAUUGUCAGACUGCAAGCUAACAAAUUCUGACCUGGUGGGCAAGAAGGUGAGGGCAAGCCAGAGAGAAAGAAAGUAGAGGGGUUGGGGCUGGAGAGACAGCACAGCAGGUAGGGCGUUUGCCUUGCACGUGGCCGACCCGGGUUCAAAUCCCAGCAUCCCAUAUGGUCCCCUGAGCAUGGCCAGGGGUAAUUCCUGAGUGCAGAGCCAGGAGUAACCCCUGUGCAUCGCCAGGUGUGACCCAAAAAGCCAAAAAAAAAAAAAAAAGUAGAGGGGUUAAGGCAUUUAUUGCAUGCAGCUGACUCCAGUUUGAUCUCUGGAACCAUGUAUGGUCCUUCAAGCACCACCAGGAGAGAUCCCUGACCACAAAGCCAGGAGAAAGCGCAGAACCAGGAGUAAGCUCUUAGCAUUGAUGGAAGUGGCCCCCAAACCAAAAUAAAGAAUGUGAGGCCCAGUCUGCUCUCUCAGCUGUGCUUGUUGCCAUAUGAACCCGCCACUGGAAUCCCUGUCUAUCUCCGCUAAUGCAGUAAUGGCACUUCCUUUCAGGGCUAAAUGCUGGCAUGGAAUGAGUGGAUGUAUAGUGUUUAAUUAGCCCUUCUGUGGUGCUAAAAAAGUCAUAUUAAAUGGAGGGUGGGCAGAAAUGAGUAUAGGGGGUAAGGUCCUUGCCUUAUAUGCAGCUGAUACUGGUUCGAUCCCCAGCCGCACAAAUGGUCCCCUAGCAACAGCACUAUGACCCCAAAGCAAACAAAACAUCGAUUGCAUGUAUAAGGGCUAGAGUAAGUGCCAUGGAAGCAUAAGCCUGGGUUCAAGCCCUAGCACCUGGCCCCUUGAGUACCACUAGGAGUGAUCCUGCAUACUGCUGGAUGUGGCCCCCAAACAAAAGCCAGAGAAAGAGCAAGGUUGAGAUGGGGAGUUUAAAAACUUAAAAGAUGGGAAGAUGGCUCAGUGACUUAAAGUAUUUAGGAAGUAAGGGUUGGAGCAAUAGUAUAGUGGGUAGGGUGUUUGCCUUGCAAACGGCUGACCCAGUUUUGAUAACAAGGAACCCACACAGUUCUCUGAACCUGCCAGAACUGAUCUCUGAGCACAGAGAACCACUGGUGUGGCCCCAAAUCAAGAGAAGAGGAUUUGCCAAGCAAGUAUGCCCCCUUGAGUUCAAAUCCCAAUGACGUGAUCCUUACAAUCCUGCCCGGUGGCUUAAAAAGCAACAACUGUGAAGUGUGAACCUGAUCCCUAUUGCUGCUACCCAAUUAACUAAGCCAAUCCUGGCAAAUCCUGACAGCCCCUCUGGUUAGGAGCUCUGCAGUUUUUUUCCCUUAUAAAAGCACUGAUUUACAGAGCACUGUAAAUAAGCAUUGCUCUACUUACAGUGUCUUCUCCAAUACAUUGCUUCUGACAGAAUUAGUGGAGUGGGUGCCAUAUGGCUUAAAAGUACACACAUUAGGGGGCUGGAGUGAUAGCACAGCGGGUAGGGUGUUUGCCUUGCACGCGGCCGACCCGGGUUCAAAUCCCAGCAUCCCAUAUGGUCCCCGGAGCACCGCCAGGAGUGGUUCCUGAGUGCAGAGCCAGGAAUAACCCCUGUGCAUCGCCAGGUGUGACCCAAAAACAAACAAACAAAAAAAAGUAUACACAUUAGGUACCUAUGUGUGUAACUGUAUCUGAAAUUUAAGGAUACUCCAACAGUAAAGACAACUCUGGGUGAGACCUAGAUGAAGUCUCAAUCCUAAGGGCAAUGUCUGAUUGGUCUAGGAUUUAAGGAUACUUGAAUGAUGCCUAGGGCAGCGAAGUAGCGCACAGUAAAGAGUACUGGGAAGCCACAUGUAACUAAUGCAGACCUUCAAACUUAUUUAUCCUGUCACAGGUUUAUAAACAGGCUCUGUGGCAAGGCGGGAGAAAUAGGUUGACUGUUUGAGAGCACCAAAUGCCUUUGAGUUAUCAGGUGGAAGAUAACCAAAGAAGGAUUAUCAGUGGAGAGGUAUAACCACUACUUUGCUCUUAGACUUGUGUGUGUGACACUCCCAGUGAUGCUCGGGGGUCACUCCUGGAGGUGUACAGGGAACAAUAUGGGAUGCAGGGGAUUGAACCCAGGUUGGCCGCAUGCAAGGCAAGCGCUCUAUUGGUCCAGCCCCUCAUUUGGACUUCUAUACACUGCCAUGAAAUGCUUUGUUGUCUAAGCUGCAGCACUAGGCAGAAAGGCAACUUUUGAACUUCUGAGACAGAUGUUGCCCAUGUGUUUUACUAGAGCAAAAUGGUAUCCUCCAGCAAUUUGACAUUAACAAGAGACUUUUUUUUUUUUUUUUGCUUUUUGGGUCACACCCAGCAAUGCUCAGGGGUUACUCCUGGCUUUGCACUCAGGAAUCACUCCUGCCAGUGCUUGGGGGGACCAUAUGGGAUGCUGGGAAUCGAAGCUGGGUCAGCCGAGUGCAAGGCAAACACCCUACCCGCUGUACUAUCACUUCAGCCCCAACAAGAGACUCUUUCCCCUAUCUUUGCCAGUUUAUUUUUAUGGUGCUGAGUUACCCCUCAAUUAUGUUUAUUUUGGGGCUACUUCCAGUGCAGUUCUCAGGACUGUGAGCACAUUGGGAACAUGAGAACCUGAGGAUUGUAUCUGGGGCAACUGCAUGCAAAACAUAUGCUCCAGCCCUUUAAGCCAUUCCCCAGCUUCAAUGUUUUAUCCCCAAGAACUGAAAAGGAAAGAAUGAGCCCAAAGAAGUGAAAAUACUUGAGGUAAUAGAUUCUAUCAGAUAGCACCUGGAAGUUGUAGGUUUGGUAAGCCACUCGUGAGGGGAAAGCAGAAACUCUCCCAGUGAGCCCAACCCAGGAGAAUCAUGCCAGCUGUGACUGACUGCAUGGCCAGUCUGCAGCUGGCCCGCGUGGCCAGCCAAGUUAAUGAUUACCUUGGUGGUGGCUGGUUCCACUGGGCCCCAGCAGUUCACCUGCAGAAGUCUCCAGAAAGCAGCAUGUUCUCUCUGCUCCUUGGAGCCAUACUGGUGGUUCUGAACCUAGCGCCAUUUGCUAGGACCCAGAAGACGGAACCUCUGAGUGGCUCUGUGGACCAGCCACUCUCCCGAGGAGCAGAUCGCUAUGACUUUGCCAUCAUGAUCCCUCCAGGAGGCACAGAAUGCUUUUGGCAAUUCGCCCAUCAGAGUGGAUACUUCUAUUUCAGUUAUGAGGUACAGCGAACACUGGGAAUGUCACACGACCGGCAUGUUACUGCCACCGCACAUACGCCAAAGGGUUUCCUCAUAGAUACUUCUCAGAAUGUUCGAGGCCAGAUUAACUUUUCUACCCAAGAGACAGGUUUUUAUCAGCUUUGUUUAAGCAACCAGCAAAAUCAUUUUGGUUCUGUGCAAGUGUAUCUCAACUUUGGAGUUUUCUACGAGGACAUCGAGGUGAACCACAAACAUAAUGAAAGAAAACAGCUGAACGAUACUCUGGAUGCAAUCGAGGAGAGUACACGAAAGGUACAAAUGAAUAUUUUCCAUAUGUGGAGAUACUACAACUUUGCGCGAAUGAGGAAAAUGGCUGAUUUCUUCCUUCUUCAAUCAAACUAUAACUACGUGAACUGGUGGUCUACAGCCCAGAGCCUUGUUAUUGUUCUUUCUGGGAUCCUGCAACUGUAUUUCUUGAAACGUCUCUUCAAUGCCCCAACAACUACAGACACAGCGAAGCCCAGAUGCUAAGGCAACUACAGCAUCCUAGCUAUUUUCUGCUAAGGCAAAACGUUUGUUAAAGUUUUGGUCACAUCAACUUUGUAAAGUCAAAUGGAAAAUAGAAGUUUAAGUUCAUUGUCCUAGUUCUAAUCCAUCUAGAAAGACAAAAUAGCAAUAAAUAGAAAAUAUGCAAGUUUUGGUGAUGUUUUUGUCACACUGGGGAUAAAACCAGGUCCUCAUAUGUGUAAAGCAUGUGCUCUACCAGUGAGUAUAUCCCCGGCCCCGACUUUUCUUUAAUUAUGUAUGAAAUGCUACCAUCAAAAUACUGUUCAGGGGUCAGGGAAGUGCCGCUAAGGGCUGGAGAGUAAGCUUUCCAUGCAGGAGUCCAGGGCUGGAGGCCCAGAAUGGCAUGGUCACCUGAGCACGAUCAGGGGCAACCUGAGCACUGAGCCAGGAUUAUCUCCUGAGUACCUCUGUGUGUGGAUCAAACAGCAAAAAUUAAAAAAAGUUACCAGUUUGUUCAGCAGUUCCUUGACCUUCACUAAUUAAGAAGUUUUUAAAGAAGGACCCCAACCCCACCAGCAAUACCUCAAAGGAAGAAGCACAUAUCCUGCCAAAUUUCACUCUGUACCACAGAACCCCC
Molecule: messenger RNA, 5787 nt
Organism: Sorex araneus (European shrew)
Lineage: Eukaryota; Metazoa; Chordata; Mammalia; Eulipotyphla; Soricidae
Gene: TMED6
Product: transmembrane p24 trafficking protein 6
Exons: 4
Coding region: 4320-5174 (284 amino acids)
Biological process (GO): Golgi organization; endoplasmic reticulum to Golgi vesicle-mediated transport; intracellular protein transport
Cellular component (GO): endoplasmic reticulum; endoplasmic reticulum-Golgi intermediate compartment; Golgi apparatus
Source: RefSeq, a predicted model, not a curated record